Manihot esculenta (cassava) is the source of this 2125-nucleotide messenger RNA. Its product is annotated as scarecrow-like protein 9. The transcript has a single exon. The record is from RefSeq and is a predicted model, not a curated record. NCBI's taxonomy places the organism in Eukaryota, Viridiplantae, Streptophyta, Magnoliopsida, Malpighiales, Euphorbiaceae. Gene Ontology annotation, biological process: regulation of DNA-templated transcription. Bases 175 to 1896 code for a protein of 573 amino acids. Gene Ontology annotation, molecular function: sequence-specific DNA binding; DNA-binding transcription factor activity. Gene Ontology annotation, cellular component: nucleus.
ACUGCCGUAACCACUGAAAACGACAAAAAAUGAAAAUUAUUGAAGAGAAAUUAAGAUGCGUUCUUGUUCAUUUGCUCUUCAGUCUUCACAAACAAAUUAUAAACCUCUUUAAUUCCUGAUGGUCAUCUCAUUUUGCUUGUCACUACGUACUCCUGAAAUCCUUCUUUAAGUCUAAUGAACACAGUCGUUCAGGAUCCUUCAGCCGAUGCUAUUUUGAAGUGCAUCAACCACACUCUUAUGGAGGAAGAGUUGGAGGAGCAAAACUGCUGCAUUUUACAACACUACGCUCUCGAUCUCCAGGCUGCUGAAAAGUCCUUCCAUGAUAUUCUUGGUCAGAAAUGUCUCCCCUUUACCGAUUUAGAGAACCCAGUUUCCGCUUGCAUGUUUGCGGCGGAUUCUAGCUUGAUGAUUCGCGAUGUUCAUGAGCAUGAGUCCUCAUGUGUAACUGCUACACCUUUGCCACUCGGUUUGGAGUCCAAUGCAUCCCCUUUUUUUCCUCCUCCUGGUAUCGUUUCUGAAACCGAGAAUUUGCAGUCCAUCAGUGGAUGCAAAGUGGAAACUGGAAAAGAAGUGAUUCUUGAUUUUGCAAACAAUAGAGUGACUCCUGUGGCGGCGGCUAAGACAACUAAAGGUAAAAGGGGCACUGAUGAUCAUGAGUAUGAUUUCUUUAACACUAAUCCUUCAGUCAGCUGGAUACUGCAUCCCAAUGGACAAUCAAGAGGACACAAUGGUGAAAUGACUCGCAGGGUUAAAACACGAAAAUUGGUUGAUCUCUGCACUCUUUUGCUUCAUUGUGCAGAAGCUGUAGCCGUCAAUGAUCACAAAACAGCGAGUAAACUACUAAUGCAGAUUAGGAAGCAUUCUACUCCUUGUGGUGAUGGAUCCCAGAGGCUUGCCCAUUGCUUUGCUAAUGCUCUUGAGGCUCGAAUCGUUGGUCGUACGAGUGAGGCAUUUGCUGCUUCUAAGUUGCCGGCUACUUGCAUGUUGGAUGCUUGGAAGCUCCUUUUUUCAGCUUGCCCUUUCUUGAAUACAUCGAAUUUCUUCGCAUUCCAUACAAUUAUGGAAGUUGCAGAGAAAGCAGACAGGCUCCACAUCAUACACUUUGGUGUCGUGUAUGGUUUCCCCUGGUCCUCCUUAAUCCAGCAUCUCUCAACAAGACCUGGAGGGCCUCCUGUUCUUCGUGUUACAAGAAUAGAAAUCCCUGAACCUGUUUUCGAUUCAGCAACAAAGCUUGAGGAAACAGGAAGUUACUUGGCAAGUUUUUGUGAGAGACUUAAUGUCCCGUUCGAGUACACUGCAAUAUCCAAAAAAUGGGAAAGCAUCCGAUUUGAGGAUUACAAGAUUCAUAGAGAUGAAAAGACCAUAGUUACAUGUUUAUAUCGAUCCAGGAACCUGCUUGAUGAGACAAUAGAUGAAACAGACAUAAACUGUCAGAGGAAUGACAUUCUAAACAUGAUACGGAGGAUGAAUCCAAGCGUGUUCAUUCAUGGGAUAGUUAACGGCGGCUAUAAUGCUCCCUUCUUCACGACGAGGUUUCGAGAGGCUCUUUUCUACUUCUCAUCGCUGUUUGAUAUGCUUGAAGCCAAUGUAUCCCACAAUGUUCCAGAGAGGAUGGUGCUUGAGCAAGAGAUAUAUGGAAAGCGGAUAUUGAAUGUGAUAGCUUGCGAAGGAUCAGAGAGGCUUGAAAGACCAGAGACGUACAAGCAAUGGCAUGUUAGAAAUUUGAGAGCGGGGCUCAGGCAACUGCCAUUGAAGCAGGAGAUGAUGCAAAAUAUGAAGGAACAAGUGAAGUUACAUUACCAUAAGGACUUUUUGAUGUAUGAAGAUGGACAUUGGAUUGUUCAGGGAUGGAAAGGACGAAUCUUAUUUGCUCUUUCUUGUUGGAAAUCUGCCUAGCAUUUCCAAAGAAAAUUAGGUUUAUUUUUGAUUUUAACUUUGUUAAAAUAAGGAGGAAUUAGAAAUAUCCAAAGAAAAUUACAGUUUAUGUAAUACUAAUUCUACUAAUGAAUCAUAAAACUAGUUAGAUUAUUUGCAUUAAUGAAUAAAACUGUUAGCAAAAUUGGAAUAUAAAAUUACUAACAUCUUUUAAUUAAUAAAAUAUUAAUUAUAAGCGAAUUCCUUGUCC